UGUUGUAUGGGCAGUUUUGAUGGAAUUAAAAGAAGUGGUGGAACUAGCAUUGUGCCCAUCUUUUACUGAUGAAACCUUGGAUUAUUUUGUGUGCAAAAUCAGCGAUCACAGACAGAUACUGCAAGAGGUUUUCCCUCACUUUAGGCUGCGUCCUAAACACCACUAUGUGGAACAUUACCCCAACCUUGUUAAGUGCUUUGGACCCCUAGUACAUGUUUGGACGAUGCGAUUCGAGGCCAAACAUCGCUUCUUCAAAAGAGUGGUCCAUGACUCUCAAAACUUCAAAAAUAUAUUGAAAACACUCGCAAUCAGUCACCAGCACAUGAUGGCAUAUCAUCUUGGUGCACCCUCAUUUUUCAAGCCGAAAACCCAAACAUCCAGUGUUGAAACUGUCUGGGUUUCUGCUCUACCAGAGGUAGCUCAGGCUCACAUUAGAGGACUUACUGCUAAUGAUACUGUCUACCAUACAUCAAAGGUGAUAAUUGAUGGCAUCGACUAUAUCAGUGGAAUGUUUGUGUCAGUUGGAGUUAGUGGGGGACUGUCUAAAUUUUGCAAACUAGAACAGAUCUACCUUGUGAAUCAGAAUGUUUCUUUUCUCUGUUGUGAUUUUGACUCCUGGUAUGUAGAACAUCUUCGGUCUUAUGAGCUUUCAGCCACACAUUGCCUGUCCAUCCACCAGCAAUCUGAUUUCAAUGAUUCUGUCCCACUCUCUGCAUACCAAAUAGAAGGAUUGCUGCUGUUGACUCCGAAGAGGUUCCUACAAGUGAGACAGAAUUGAGACUACUCAUUGUGCAAUGGCAGCUGAACCUUCAGAAAUGAUCCUCCGUGUCAUUGAGGCAGACCGUGUUAUAAAAUUAAAACUCAGCUCCCGGCCUAGCUCUGUUGACCAACUAAUCAACAUUUUGAAACACAAACUAGAAUUGGACAAUGACUUUAGCUUACACUAUGAAGAUCCAGAUUUUGAUGGGAAACUCACUUCACUAGUGGACAUUAACGAGUUGCCACAAAAAGCUGUUGUGCAUAUUUCCCUUUCAAAUGAUUCCAGCUCUGUUGCAUCAGCUGAAACACUCUCAGACAUGUCAACACCGGAACGUCUUAGCAGAUGGCCUUCAGGUCCUUUUCCGAUUCCAUCAUUUUCAUUUGUUGUUGAGGUAAUGCUUACAGAAGGCAAUAGGGAAUUUGAGAAAAAUGGAACCCCUCUUCGGCUGGCUAGAGACCAAAAGCAUGACAUUCUUGAGCAACUUGCUUCUACGAUAUAUGGUUUUAAGGCUUACCCAAGUGACAAAGAGUUAGCUAAGGCAGCUGAAGCUCUUGUGGCCAAACAUCCAUGUUUGAAGGAAGCAGGAUCUGACACUGGAUGGAAUGGCUGGAAAAACAGCAUCAAGUUUAAAAUGGGUAACUACAGGACCAAGAUGAGAAGGGUCGGCUGUAAAGAGGUCACCGUAAAUGCUGGAAAAAGAAGCCGAAGAAACCCUGACAAUGAACCUUCACACACUAACAUCAAAAGACCCAAGCGGGCAGAAGUUAACUUUCUGCCAAACUUUCCCCAAGGAGAAGAUUCCUCAAGUCUCGAACAUUUGAGGGAUCUUAUUGUUGAAGAAGUAAAGAAGACUGAAAGAAACCUUCCUCUCAUUAGUAAGAUGAUGCAGACCACAUUCGCCUUGCGGCGACAGACAAUAGUGAUGUCCUGCCCACCAGUGAAACAGCUCUUGGACCUGUGGCCUGCUCUUCGCAUGCAGUCUGAGGUGUUUGCAGAGUUCCAGCGGAUAACUAACCAGAACCUGUCUAACACAUUCUAUGCCGAACUUGAUCGCCACACUCCUCGUUUGAUGGCUUUAUUCCGACAAAAGGCUUCUAGAACUGGAAAGAAUGCAGAUGCUUUGGCUGACAUUUUCAAAGUCCAUGAUGAACAGGUAUUACAUGAUAUCCACUCAAGGCGUACCACUGUUCUCCAUGCCCUUCCUGUGUAUCUGCGUGAAGAUACCUCCGGAUUUUUCCAAACAUGUGUGGAUGGUUUGGAUGAGCCAGGUUUUGGGGAUGCGUCAGUUGCUCUCCUUACAACAAUCAGCGACAAUUCAAUGAGUCGAGUUCACUACCAACCAGAGAAAAUCUCAGUUGUCCUAGAGGGUGAAGUGGUGGCCACCCUCCCGAGACUCGCUGAUGCCUUUCUGGUAAUGUUCGGCCUUACCUAUGCACUAAAUCUCAGCUAUCCCAAAGGACUGACCAACACCUUUGAAUUUGCUCAGAAAAUUUUACUUGGUCUGGAAGAAUGUAAAUUGUCACCCAGACUGCAGUCGCUGAAGAAUGACUUGAUGGGACAUGUGUAG
Pleuronectes platessa (European plaice) is the source of this 2327-nucleotide messenger RNA. RefSeq names its product sterile alpha motif domain-containing protein 3-like. Bases 795 to 2327 code for a protein of 510 amino acids. The transcript has 5 exons. Lineage: Eukaryota; Metazoa; Chordata; Actinopteri; Pleuronectiformes; Pleuronectidae. The record is from RefSeq and is a predicted model, not a curated record.